Molecule: messenger RNA, 956 nt
Organism: Perca fluviatilis (European perch)
Lineage: Eukaryota; Metazoa; Chordata; Actinopteri; Perciformes; Percidae
Product: protein unc-119 homolog B-like
Exons: 5
Coding region: 135-863 (242 amino acids)
Biological process (GO): cilium assembly; lipoprotein transport; nervous system development
Cellular component (GO): cilium
Molecular function (GO): lipid binding
Source: RefSeq, a predicted model, not a curated record
CCGACAGUUCUCUCGACAUUCGACAUCUAAAACGCUACGACGCCAUUUUAUUCUUCCAGCAUUUAUCAGAGAAGAAGACCGACAAGACACUUGUUAAAACAGAGGUAGCUAAGCUAAGCCAAAGACAGUUAACGAUGAGCGGAACCAAAGCCCGCAGCGACACGCCUGUUGCUGAAAAUGUCUCCGGUGGCGGCCACAGCACUGCGGCGCCUCCGCGGGACCGCAAGCCUGGCGGAGGGGUUCUGAAGAGGCUCAAGUCCCGGAGGAGCCAGGUGGACAGCAGGCCCGUCACGGAGGAAGACCUGCGGACACAAAGUGGACACAUCACGCCGGAGGACGUGUUAGGACUGCGGGUGGCUACUCGAGGGUACCUGUGUAAACCUGAGGACAAUAUUUAUAACAUUGACUUCGUACGCUUUAAGAUCAGAGACCUGGAGACAGGCACUGUCCUGUUUGAGAUUGCCAAACCCCCACAUACAGAAGACGAGGAGAACAGAGAGGCAGACGCGUGCGCAGGGCGAUUUGUACGCUACCAGUUCACCCCAGCCUUCCUGCGCCUGAGGACCGUGGGAGCUACGGUGGAAUUCACAGUUGGAAACCGGCCUUUAAACAACUUCCGCAUGAUCGAGAGGCACUACUUCCGCGAUCACCUGCUGAAGAGCUUUGACUUUGACUUUGGCUUCUGUAUCCCAAACAGCCGUAACACCUGUGAGCACAUCUAUGAGUUCCCUCAGCUGUCUGAGAGCCUGGUCCGUCAGAUGGUGGAGUGUCCUUAUGAGACCCGGUCAGACAGCUUCUAUUUCGUCGAAAACAGACUGGUCAUGCACAACAAGGCAGACUAUGCUUAUAACGGAGGACAGUGAUAUUGGCCUGCUAGCAUGCAAAAAACACACACACACACACACACACACACACACACACACACACACACACACACACACACACACACACACACA